AUGCUGUUCCCCAAAUUUGCUGCUGUUUUCGCAGCUUUUGCUGUUGCUGGCACGAGCGCCCAAAAAUGCAAAUGCCCAUCGAACCCUUGCGCUACCGAUAUCGUCAUAAAUGGCGAUUUUGAUGACCCCCUAAGUGGCAAGCCGUGGACAUUUGCUCGAAUGGAAACCACCACAAUCAAACCGAGGAGUUCUCCCCAAGCAGCUUUGGCCUCAAUCCAAAACGAUCAGUUCAAACAUUCUAUUGAACAACCCAUCACCUUGACUCAAGGAAAACAAUACACGCUCCGGUAUUACUGGGCAUUGGUACAAGGCACACUUGAUCCCACCGCCAACUGCCAAAUCGUUGCCUCAGUCGACACUACAAAUACAGACAUCAACUCUCUAUUAGUUGCUGCACCGAACAAGUAUAAUGAGCGUGCAUUCACUUUUACUGCGGCCGGAACUAGCGAUCUUCAGAUCAGCGUGCAAUGUGUCGAGGCGCCCGCCACUAUCAACAUCAACAUAGACGAUGUAUCCCUCUAUCCGGCCUCUUGCUUAAUCAUCGAAGACUAA
Messenger RNA from Clonostachys byssicola, 552 nucleotides. The record is from the annotation of a GenBank genome assembly. NCBI's taxonomy places the organism in Eukaryota, Fungi, Ascomycota, Sordariomycetes, Hypocreales, Bionectriaceae.